CCUUCCCCGCCCCCACGGCUACCAACGGCAGCCACGGCCGCCGCCGCCUUCGCCCCCACUCCUCGAGCGUGCGCCUCCCACAAUCCCCCCCGCGGGACGUUCCAUUGCGCGCGCCUGCCGGGGUCGGGGAGAAGCGGGCCCGCCCGCGCGGAAGAGGCUUGACAGCAGGACGGGGAUCUUUAGAGUAGCGAGCGAAGGUACCUAGGCACCGACCUCCUGGGACGGGCCACCGCGACGCCAAGGCUCGCUGCCCGCUUCCGGCCGCGGGGCGGGUGGCGCGGUGCCCCUCCGCUAGGCUGUGGUUGCAGCCGCGGCGACUGCGCGUUGGGUAGCUUCCUGCCACACGACCCAAGCUUGCUUCCCGGCUGCUGGACUGGCGCCUCGGAUCCAACCGCUGGCGGGGUGUGCGGGUCACCGAAGCAAGAGUACUCGUAGUGGCCACAUGAGAGCAAAGACCAUGCUGACAGGACUAACAAGGCUUUUCUCCAGGGUCCAGAAGUUGGACCCGCGGUGUUUUUUGCACGGGAGUGGCCAAGCGACUCAGAACAGUCAGGUUCCAUCUGAGCAUCCCAGAGUUGUUUCCCGCACCAGUGACAGUGACCCGGCUAAGCAUGGGGAGCAGCAUGAGGGUCAGCACUAUAGCAUCCCCCUCCAGGAUCUGAAGACAGUGUUUCCUCAUGGCCUGCCUCCUCGGUACAUGAUGCAGGUGAAGACUUUUGGCGAAGCUUGUCUAAUGGUCAGGAAGCCAGCUCUUGAGCUUCUGGGCUACCUGAAAAAUACCAACUUUGCUCAUCCAGCUGUGCGCUAUCUUCUCUAUGGGGAGAAGGGGACAGGAAAGACCCUCAGCCUCUGCCAUGCAAUUCAUUUCUGUGCAAAACAUGACUGGCUGAUCCUGCAUAUCCCAGAUGCUCAUCUUUGGGUGAAAAACUGCCGGGAGCUCCUACAGUCCACUUACAACAAACAGCGCUUUGACCAACCCUUAGAGGCCUCUACCUGGCUGAAGAAUUUCAAAACUACCAACGAGCGCUUCCUGAGUCAGAUAAAAGUUCAAGAGAAGUAUGUUUGGAAUAAGAGAGAAAGCACUGAGAAAGGCAGUCCUCUGGGAGAAGUUGUCGAACAGGGCUUAACCCGAGUGAGGAAUGCCACUGAUGCUGUUGGGGUUGUGAUGAAGGAGCUGAAAACUCAGAGCGCCCUAGGGCUCUUUCACCUCCUGGUGGCUGUGGAUGGAGUCAAUGCCCUCUGGGGAAGGACCACGCUGAAAAGAGAAGAUAGAACCUUGAUUGCCCCGGAGGAACUCUCCCUUGUCCACAAUCUAAGGAAAAUGGUGAAAAAUGACUGGCAUGGAGGUGCAAUUGUGGCGAGCUUGAGCCAAACCGGGUCUCUCUUUAAGUCCAGGACAGCCUAUUUGCCGCACGAGCUGCUGGGAAAGGAAGGGUUUAAAGCCCUAGAGCCUUUUCUUCCCAUCCUCAUUCCCAACUACAAUCCAAAGGAAUUUGAAAGUUCCUUCCAGUAUUACUUAGAGAACGACUGGCUUCAGCAUGAGAAAGUAAACAUAUUUGGAGCCCCAACUAUAGGGGUAGUUGAUGUAAUCUUUGGAAAGAUCACAGAAUGUUCUCUAAAGAAGGAUUGAGCAUCUUGAAAAACUGGGCAGGUGAGCUGGAGUUCUGACCUCACUCUUCGCCAAACCUCUGGGUAAAAGAAGAGGCCUGGACCCCCACUAUUGAUUGGAUUAUAGGGGGGAGGUGUUGACAGUACCGAGUCUGGGGAACCCUUUUCAGUCUCUGACCCCCCUUUUUUUUUUGUUUUUUCUUAAGGGAGUUUUUCUCUAUCUUCUCAGUUAGACUUUGUAAUUUUUUAUCUGUAUUAGACCAAUCUGUGUCUGAGGUUUUUUUUUGUUUUUUUUUUUUUUUUUUUUUUUUUUUUUUUUUUUUUUUUAUUCACUAUUUCUCUUUCAGGUGUUUUAGAGCUGUCUGUCCUGUCUUAUAACACUUUUGAUCUUCUAGGUAGUUCUCUUUAAAUUGGGUUGACCCCUCUAUCUCAUAUACCUUAGAACUAACAGGUCUAGCUAUAGACUGAGGAUUUGUGUCCAACAAUUGAAUUGAAGCAUUUCUUCUCUUAAAGAUAUAAUGUUGGUUCUUUUCUCCCUGCACUCUAUUUGUUUUUAACAAGCUUUUACAUAGGUCUUAACAGUUCUUAAAGAGUCAGAAAAAUUGAGUUUAACAUUAACAGUUCUUGGAGAGCCAGAAAAAUUGAAUAUAAAACGCCAUGUUUAUUUUUGUUACUUUUUUUUUCUCUUUUUGUCUGUUUCUCUUACUUUUGUCUUCUUCUUCUUGUUCUAAUCUUAUGUCUUCUGUCGCUCUUGUCUCUCUGGAGCCAGUUAUUUAAGCUCUGUCUCUUGGCCCAGGUAUGGAAGUAAUGAGGCCGUUCACUUGGGGCUCAGCUCUCUACAGUGUUUUCUUUUAGGCUCAACUAUCGAGCACUUUUCUUGUUCUAAAGGCAGACUUGUCUCUAACCGAGAGCUUUACUUUGAGGCUCAACUACCGAGCACUUUUUUUGUUCUAAAGGCAGACUUUAUGUCUCUAACCGAGAGCUUUAUUUUGAGGCUCAACUUACCGAGUGUUUUUUGAUCAACCGCCCUGUCCGACGAGAGUUUUGGAGUCUCUUAUGGGUCACUUUGACAUGAAGUCGUCGUUCUGGCCCACCCAGGGAUGCCACUUGUGGUGGGCCUUUGCUGGCCGACCACAAUAACGACCAGACAUGAGACUUCUUCUCUCGACGGUUUACUCAGGAAACUUUCUUCUUGUGUUAACAGCUCUUUUAGGUUUCUAAGUGUUACACAGCUCUUUUAAGUAUUAAGCCUCUUCUUGGCGUCACCGCUUCCUCCCACCUCCCAGCGCGCUUCUAGGUGCUGCGGCUCUUCCCGCUUCUACAGAAUGGGCAGCGGGCGGCUGGCAGCGGGCGGCCGGCGGCAGCAGCUCCUGCAUAGUCGCCCGCUGCUCUUCUUCUGUGGAGUCACUGCUGCUCUUGCCGCUGCUCUUGCUUUAAGAAUGGCGUGGCGUAGAAUCGCUCUGACUGCCUAGAGAGCGCCCCUUUUUAUACCCGUGCCCAAGCCCUCGUGGUUCUACUGGAUUGGUUCUCUGACAAUCACCUCAUUAACAUACACCUGUUUGAGAGGGGCUUGGUAGCACGCACCUGCUCGAGUUUGGUGUAUGAUUAGUUAACUUACACCUGCUCGAGAGACACCUAAUUUACAUGAGCCCACUCGAGAGGGGCACCUGCAU
This is a messenger RNA of Mastomys coucha (southern multimammate mouse), 3281 nucleotides long. RefSeq names its product death associated protein 3 (gene Dap3). NCBI's taxonomy places the organism in Eukaryota, Metazoa, Chordata, Mammalia, Rodentia, Muridae. Gene Ontology annotation, cellular component: mitochondrial small ribosomal subunit; mitochondrial ribosome. The transcript has 13 exons. The record is from RefSeq and is a predicted model, not a curated record. Gene Ontology annotation, molecular function: structural constituent of ribosome. Bases 443 to 1630 code for a protein of 395 amino acids. Gene Ontology annotation, biological process: apoptotic process.